This is a messenger RNA of Thamnophis sirtalis, 441 nucleotides long. Lineage: Eukaryota; Metazoa; Chordata; Lepidosauria; Squamata; Natricidae. The record is from RefSeq and is a predicted model, not a curated record.
AUGUACCACUCUGAUGUGGAGGGAACAGCAUUCCACGCACCUCUGGCAUAUAGCUAUGCUGGUACAAGCGAUCCAUACGUGAAGUUUAAGCUGAAUGGGAAAACCCUGUAUAAAAGCAAAGUGGUGUAUAAAAACCUGAAUCCAGUUUGGGAUGAAACCGUUGUGCUUCCAAUACAAUCUUUGGACCAGAGACUCUGGGUGAAGGUUUACGAUAGAGACUUGACUUCUUCUGAUUUUAUGGGUUCAGCAGUCCUAAUACUUCACAAACUGGAACUAAACAGGACUACUGAGAGGAUUCUUAAACUGGAAGACCCAAACAGCUUGGAGGAUGACAUGGGCGUGAUUGUGCUGAAUUUAAGACUUGUUGUGAAGUCGUGCGAUAUUAAAAGAAAUUCUGGCCAUUUCCGCACAGGCUACUAUCUUCCUUAUCGUCUCCUCUGA